Durusdinium trenchii is the source of this 927-nucleotide messenger RNA. The record is from the annotation of a GenBank genome assembly. NCBI's taxonomy places the organism in Eukaryota, Dinophyceae, Suessiales, Symbiodiniaceae.
AUGGACAGCGGCUACGCUGCGGGCUACGCGCGCCGCGCGCAGCUGGGGGAGUCGAAGAGCAAUGACCGAAAACGGCUCCUGACGGAUCGCAAUGCUUACAUUGCAGCUCGGAGUUGGAGUGUGGAGAACUUCAAUGCGGCCUACUUGGAGGUCGAAACUCUGCAAGAGGAGCUCCGGCUGGUGAAAGGCCGAAUGGAUCUGCUGGAGGAGAGAUUCGAGACCUCUCAGAGAAGCGUCGAGAUGGUGAAGGCCACGCUGAGACACGAGGCAGGACAGGCAGACCGGCAAGAUGCCUUGGAGCACAUGCACCGUCUCGAGUCCCGUGCGCUGCGCUUGGAGCAGUUGGUCUCCGAUAGUCGGAGCACGGUGGAGGCGGACAUGGCAAGGCUGCGCAAUGAGCUCUCCUUGUCAGUCCAGGAGCUCACGGACCGCUUCGACGAGCGUUUGCGCGCCUCGCGCGAGCGCUACGAGGAGCGCCUGCAGGCGCUGCAGGACUUCUCCAACGACGAGGCGGCGCUGGUGAUCCGCGAGGCGCAGCAGACCUGCGUGCGCCUGGCGGACGACGCCCUGGCAGCGGCCAUGAGUUCCCAGAAGAAGGUGGAGGAGGUCUCGCUGAAGGCCUCCUCCGCCGAGCGGAGGCUCGAGGACACGAAGCAGGAGACGGAGGCUGGCAUGGAGGCGCUGCGCUUGCAGAUCGUCGGGCUUCAAGCCGACUUCGCGGGGUUCCGCGCCACAGGCGAGGCCCGAUGGGAAGGCGGAUGCGCUAGCAGAUGUUUUGGAACAUCGGCUGGCCAGUCGCUUGGGGCAUCAAGUUCUUCAGUUGAGCGAAGUGCUGCAGCGCGUCGUGCAGUCCCAGGCCGCCUUGAGCCAACAGCUCACAGGACCUCGGGUGACCGACCCAAGCAAUGCCCUGGUGGUGGGCGAUAA